Molecule: messenger RNA, 3640 nt
Organism: Biomphalaria glabrata
Lineage: Eukaryota; Metazoa; Mollusca; Gastropoda; Planorbidae
Exons: 4
Coding region: 142-627 (161 amino acids)
Cellular component (GO): nucleus
Source: RefSeq, a predicted model, not a curated record
ACUUUUAGAUAUGUGAGCAUGACCUAGCAACAGGGGAAGUAACGCCAUUGCCAUUUAAUUGACAACUGUCGUCAACCACUUAAGACUUAAAGGUACUAGACUUUAGGGCCUACAUAUUUUUUACCAGUGUUAACAGAACAUAUGAUGGAGCCUCUAGAUCAUUUACCCCCAUUUUGUAGCAUGAUGCGGGGUGCAACAGGAGGUGCAGAACUAUGGGACCACACUAAUAAUGAGUUAAAGAUGCGCCAGUACGGGUGGCGCUGUACUACAAAUGAAGACCUGUACAGGACAGCUACUCUGGUUGGCAACUAUAAUGAAGAGAGAUUUGAUUUAAAAGAGAUAAAAAAGAACAAACCACUGCCAUCUCAGUAUGCACACUACUUUCAACCUACUUAUGCAGAAUCUUACAAUAAAUCUCCUUUACAUCGUUAUCCUGAGAAUCUUAAAAAGUUAAAACGCCGCCUACCUAACGCCUACUCUGUUCAUCAGCCAGAGCUGGACACUCCUGAAUACCAAGCCUACUGCAACAGCUGGCAGACCACACAUCGCACAGCUUACCUCCAUCCUCAGCUAAGACUGCAACCUAUUGUUGGUCCACCCGCUGAGAAACCCAAACCCUGUCUAUGAACUAACCAUCCAAUGAUGAACCUUACGUUACAUAAAAACCUCAUACAUUUAAGUUGCAAGUUUGUAACAAACAAUAUGCUGUUAUAAUUGAUUUUUGAAUUAUAUAUUUUAGAUAGAGCUACCCUGGGAAUCUUGCAAGAAUACUUUCCUGUUUCAAAAUUUUCCCAGUUCUCCGUCACCAGUAAAUAAAUAAUUUUUAAACAAUUUUAACAAUAAUUAAAAUAGCUUACAUUUAAGAAAAUGAAUGUGUUAAUUCUUUCCUGAUUAGGUUUGAACUACUGUACCGGAAGACUCCUGCAAUAAUAUGAAAUAUCUGAACAUAUUUGUUUGGAAAACUAUGAAGCAUAAAGAAGCUUUGCUUUUUUUUUUUUUUUUUUUUAAUUUUGAUAUGCAAAAUACUAAAAUGUGGUCAAAUUAAAAAACAUAAUACAGAUGAUAUUUUUUAUGCUCUGGACAUUUUUGAUGAAUCAAAUUUUAUUUAAAACAUAUAAGAUGUUCUAUUCAGUUUUGUGGUGAAAUCAAUUUAUUUAACUCUUUAAAUGUGUGGGUCACUCAAAGCAGGCAAUCAAUUACUGAAUGACUAUUGUUUUAUUUAUACCUGGAAAUAUUAAUACUAAUUCCUAGAAUUAACAUUACAUUCUAAUUAAUUUUGAUAUGAAUUUUAUUACCUAAACAGUUUUAUUGACAACUGAGAAAAACAAUGAUCAAAGAGCAAAAUUUUAAUUGCAAUGAGGUAAAAAAGCCAUGACUUUUCUGUGAUAUUUAUAGAUUAUUUGAUAUUGGAUUAGAUAUAAAUAUCGUAUAAGAAUAUUCUUUAGUUAAAUGUUUAAAAAAUAAUGAAAUGUAAUACAUAAAAGAUAUUUAGGGCUAACAUUAUGAUCUUCAUAAUCUGGUGUUGACAUAUUAUGUUUUAGUAAAACUUCUCAGCAUUUAACUUUCUAUGAUGCUUAAAGCAUUGCUGGAUUCAACAUAACAGAGUUAAAUAAUCUCAUGUAGCUUCAAAAAAGUUCUUAGACAAGAAAUGCCAGUCCCCUCAUCAGACCACAUUUCUUUGAUGCUUAAAGUAUCACUGGAUUCAACAUAACAGAGUUAAAUGAUCCCCUCUAGCUUUAGACACCAGUUCUUAGACACAGAAAAAGCAGCUCGCCACGUCAGGCAUCAGCAAGGUUUUUAGAAAGAUAUCAAUAUCAAGAGAACUUAAAGGCCAGUCCAUUCUUUUACAUUUUCUGUCCAGCUUUUCUUUGGAUGACGUAUCUUCAUGCCCUAUGCACUGUAACUUAACAGAUGACUUUUGACAAUGAGUCACCUUUUAAUAUAAGACAGAACCAGCUCAGCUUUCAUCUCUUCAUAGAUUGAGGAUUGAGCCAGAGUGUUGACUUAAAGUACAUAUUCCUUUGUCUUCUUUUCUUGGUAUGCUUUUCACACCAAAAGAUACUUGUAGAAACUUCAUUAACUUCAAAAAACGCUUUCGGUUGGGUUUGGCAAGUGAUAAUGGAUUCAAACAUAUAGUAUUAAACUUGAUGUUUUCUAACUUUUUCUGCCUCCUUUCUACACUUGGCAUGAUCUCUCUAUUCAGUCAGGGACCCCACUUUAUGACUACCAUGUUAUUGGUAUCAUUCUGCUUGAAAUGCAUGCAAUAUAAUGUUAAAGCAUAUUAUUUAUUUAGCAUGCACAGAAAUAUGCAAUUAUUUCAUCUGCCAAGGCUUUCACUGAAUGUUAUGCCAUUUUCUCCCAGCUGUUGGUAGUGAUGGCUCAGCAAAGUUUCAACAAAAUUAGUGAUGCACAAUUUCAUCACAACUAAACUUCUCAUUUGGCACUACACAUCAUUUCUCCAACAUUUAAUAUGCAUACUACAAGGGAUAUGUGACCAAGCAGAAUACCCAUUAGUAUUACAGUUUCAAAUUAUUUUUCUUUGAUAUAAUGUGCAGUAUUAAAUUGCAGUAUUACUUGUGUUGUAUUUUGGUUUAAAUACAUGUGAAUGUUGGUGUAUUUAUGGUGUAAUUUAGAUAUAGUGGUGAUUGUAUUCCUUACAGUAGCUAAUGACUGGAAUGAAUGAGAAAUGUUAUAUUUAGAAACAGUGGUGUAGCUAGCACUUAGUGUUUUGAGGGAUUGAAAUCCAAGACGUUUUAGAUAGAUAGCAAUGGCAGGGUAGAUGUAGUCCGAGUACUUAUAUCCUUACAUUACACUUAGUGUUUUCAGAAACAUUGUGGAAGAUUAAGAUUAUAUUUUACAAUUUAUUUUUUUAUUUUAUUUUAAACUUUACUUUAAUUGCAAAAUUAAAAAAAAAAAAAGCUGUCACCAGUGAAACAAGAAAUUUUUCUUUUAUUUUUUGAAAAUCUUUUUUUUUUAACAAAGCUCUGUCUGUCUGGUAAAAUCUUUGUUCACAUUUCUUCUCCCACACCCAAUCUCGGAUUAAGUUAAAAUUCUGCAAUUAUUUCAAGUACCUGAGCAAAAAGUCGAUACAAAAUAUUAAACAAUUAGUUAAUUAACUAUUGGUAAUUAAUUAUUUUGUUUAGUAUUGAACAGGGAAAGAUAUUAUACUUGACAGAUUUGGUGGUAUAAGUUGUAUUAGUCCCCUUGAGGAGGUUUGAGCCCUGAGUUUGAAUUCAAGUCAUACAACUUUUAUUUUUUAAUGCAUUUAGAAAGCAAUCACAGUAACAUUCACCAUGAUACCCCUUCUUUCCCUCUCCCUUUGCCACCUGGUCCAGACAAGUGAUAGGAUCAUAUUGCAUUGAAAAAGCUAAAAGCAUGAAAUUGCAUUAAACAAAAACAUUGGUAAAAGUAUUUCUAAUUGCACAGAUUUAUUAUUGUUAGUCAAGAUAUAUUACAAUUUUAAUUACAUGACUCAUCCCAGUUAAUUGAUAUAAUCACACUCAAUAUAAGCUUUUUUUUUUCCUUUAAAGUAUUUUUUUCUUAUUUAAAUAUUACAGAAAGCCUAAAAGCCUAUCUGAUUUAAAACAUAAAUGUGAAAUAUUUACUUUGAACAAAAUGGAUUAAAUUAACAUAUUUAAUA